Messenger RNA from Cylicostephanus goldi, 420 nucleotides. The record is from the annotation of a GenBank genome assembly. Lineage: Eukaryota; Metazoa; Nematoda; Chromadorea; Rhabditida; Strongylidae.
AUGACACCGAGCAGACUGGAAGCUCAGCAGUGGAUCAAUGAGUGGGAUUUCCCGGUAUACCUCCCGUUCCGAAGUCAACACCGACUUAAAUGUAGUUCAUGUACUCCGACAGGCUCGCAGAAGCAUGCACUACUUGACAUCUUUCGUGAACAAACGCAGUCUGAAUCAGCAGCCAUAGAGAAAGUAUGCCAAUGGACAUACUUCGAACAUGUAGUGUUCCAUUUUGUAGGUACCAACGAACAUACGACCCCACCCACACAAGCAGGCGUACAUCCAUACGGCUCCAAAAGUACUUUCGGAGAUUGCAUCGGUAUUCGGUCAUCUUCACUCGUAUACUACUACCUCGUUUCGGUUCCAAAGUCUCCGGCUGCUGCCGCAACUGGAAAACUUCCCGAGGACCCCAGAGUCAGCGAUACUUAG